AUGGACUUCAAGCCUGGAGAUUGGAACUGCGCCAACUGCAAAGAUCACAACUUCGCAUCGAGGAAUGCCUGCCGUAAGUGCGGUACCCCGCGCGAGGGUGGCGCUCCCGUAGGCGGCGGCGGUGGCGGUCAGUCCUGGGGCGGACGCUACGGCGGCGGCGGCGGCGGCUACUCGGGUGGCGGCGGCUACUCUGGUGGCGGUGGCUCCAGGAGGCCUGGUGACUGGGACUGCGAGAGCUGCGGUGAUCUCAACUUCGCGUCGCGGAGGGAGUGCCGCAAGUGCAACGCCCCCAAGCCGGCUGGCGCUGAAUCGGGCGGUGGCGGUGGCGGCUAUGGCGGCUAUUCGAGCGGUGGCUACGGUGGAGGUGGCGGCGGUUAUGGCGGCUACUCGGGUGGUGGCGGCGGCGGCGGCGGACGUCCCGGUGACUGGAAGUGUGGCGCGGCCAAGCCCAUCGGCGGCGGUGACGCGGACUCGGGUGCUGGCGGCGGCUACGGCGGCCGUGGCGGCUAUGGCGGUCGGGGUGGUGGCUACAGCAGCGGUGGCGGCUUCGGCGGCGGCGGCGGUGGUGGCGGUGAGCGACCUGGCGACUGGUACUGCCCGGGCUGCAGCGACAUGAACUUCGCCUCGCGAAUGGAGUGCCGCAAGUGCGGUACGGCCAAGCCAUAA
Molecule: messenger RNA, 666 nt
Organism: Acanthamoeba castellanii str. Neff
Lineage: Eukaryota; Discosea; Longamoebia; Acanthamoebidae
Product: Znfinger in Ran binding protein and others domain containing protein
Exons: 2
Coding region: 1-666 (221 amino acids)
Source: RefSeq, a predicted model, not a curated record